AUGUGCCUUGGUCCAGGAGGGUCCGCGGCUUCUAGGGCAUGGGGUGAAGGGGCUAAAGCGGAUAAUCAGCAAUGGGCUCAGUUUGCCGAGUCGUGGUGGAAGGCGUUCCACAGACGGAGGCCUGUGACCGCCUCUAAGGCGGCAACUAGUCGAAGGUCGCAAGAGGAGGAGGAAGAGGACGUAUCAACAGAUGACAUUGACUGGAGUGAAGAGCCUACCCUGCCGGCAGUCCCCCCGAUGCAGCUCGCGCCGACUCAACACGUCGCUGCCUCUCUUAACCCUGUACCGUGGCACAGCAGCAGAGCCUUCUGUGAAGAAGUCAGUGUCAACCUCCCUUACUCCGUUCUCGAAGGCAGAGAGCCCGGCCGGCUCACUGGGUCGGUCCUUUUCCGCUGUGGGAAUCACGAAGAGCCCGACGGCGAAGGUGGCGACCUCCCAGCCGCUUACGCCGCUGCAGGCCUUCUCACUAGCCUCUACGCCGGUUAUCCUGACGCCUCAGCAGGAGUAUCGUACCCAAGGCCCAUCGGCAGCGGUAGCGUUUACCUCACCGGCUAUGUGGACAAGCCCGCCCUACGGUGCACGGACUCCUAUGGCGGCCUCUGCGACGCCGCAGCAGACGGUACAGUAUACGAGCCCUCCUCGGCCUCUCUCGAGUUCGAUGAUGAAGAGCCGUUCAGUGAGCGCCCUCCCCACGCGUAA
This is a messenger RNA of Perkinsus marinus ATCC 50983, 699 nucleotides long. RefSeq lists its product as hypothetical. Lineage: Eukaryota; Perkinsozoa; Perkinsida; Perkinsidae. The transcript is spliced from 6 exons. Bases 1 to 699 code for a protein of 232 amino acids. The record is from RefSeq and is a predicted model, not a curated record.